UUUUUUUUUUUUUUCAUUUUCCCUUCACAGAUCGACCCCCCCUCCCCCAAGCCAAAAAAAACCCUAGCCCUCUUCGAUCUGGCAUGGCCCCUGCAGUCCUUUUCGCAUCAGCCUCCCUCCGACGAGGUUAAUCGCGGCCGCACUCUCUUUCCCUCCGACGAGUUUGGUCGGCGGUCCUUCGCAACUCACUUUCCCUCUCACAUGCGACGAGGUCUCGAGGGUACUGGAGCCCUUCGCAGCACUCUUUCCAUCUUUGCACGGAAUCAGGACUUCGGCCGCAUCAACCUCACGCACGGUUGCUGCUAAGAGGAUAACAAUCUGUGGAUUUGUUGAAACCCAAGCAUCCAAGCUUUAAGUUGUUUAAUCACAUAAAUGGACAAGAGUUGGAUGACGAAAUCUCGAAGCAGUACCGAAUAUAAAGAAGGAGUCAACCAAUUUCUUAAUUUUGCAUUUCAAAAUGCAUCACAUAGUGGCAAAAUUAUGUGUCCUUGUAUUCGUUGCGUUAAUUGUUCUUUCCAAACAUAUGAUGAUGCUAAGGUACACUUGAUAUGCGAUGGAUUUUUAAGAGGAUAUACUCGUUGUAUUUGUCAUGGAGAAGAUCCUAUAACAUCAUUAUCCUCUACAAACCCUGCUGCAUCUUCCACCUCUAAUCAGACCUCUUAUUUACAAACAAACACAAGUAGAUUAGAUGACAUGGAUGGUCUUUUGCAUGCUGCUAUGGGUAUAUUUAGUGAGGGAACUAAUGAGAUAAACUUAGUUGCAAAUGAAACAAAUGGACAACAAUCUAGUAGAUUUGUUACUAUAGAGCAAGCUAGUGAAGAGGUUGAUGCACAGCAGCAUACAGAAAGGAAUGAUGCAGAACAUCAUAGAGGAAGCUCUUCUAGGGAAACAAGCGAGUUUUUAAAGUUUUUAAAAGAUGCAAAUGAAGAGCUUUAUCCUGGUUGCAAGAAAUUUUCAAAAUUAUCAUUCAUAAUUCAUUUAUUCCACUUAAAAUGUUUAAAUGGAUGGACAGGAGAAUCAUUUAGCAUGUUGCUUGAGCUAUUGAUUGAUGCAUUUCCAGAAGGAACUUCAUUGCCGCGGUCCACAUAUGAGGCAAAAAAGGUCAUCAAGGCUUUAGGACUUAGCUAUGAAAAGAUUCAUUGUUGUCCAAAUGAUUGUUUGCUAUUUCUGGGUGAGAAAGCAAAUGAUGAAGUGUGUCAUGUAUGUGGUUCAUCUCGAUGGGUUAUCAAAAAGCAAGUGGAUAAAGAAAAAAAAACUCAGGAUGAGGAAACAAACAAUGUUCCUAUUAAAAAAAAAAAGGCAGCAAAAGUGCUUCGAUACUUUCCAUUGAUACCACGACUUCAAAGACUUUUCGUAUCCACAAAAACAGCAAAGGAUAUGAGAUGGCAUGAGGAGGGUCGCGUAAAAGAUGGAUUGUUAAGACACCCUGCGGAUGGUAAGGCAUGGAGGGCAUUUGACGAACGUUAUCCAGAUUUCUCCUCUGAUUCUCGCAAUGUGAGGCUUGGUCUUGCUAGCGAUGGUUUCAAUCCAUUUAGAACAAUGAAUACUACUUAUAGUACCUGGCCUGUUGUUGUUAUUCCAUAUAACUUACCAUCUUGGAUUUGUAUGAAGCAGUCUAAUUUUAUCUUAUCGAUGAUUAUUCCAGGUGAAAAAAGUCCAGGAAAUGAUAUUGACAUUUUCUUACAACCCCUAAUAGAUGAGCUAAAACAAUUGUGGGGGGGAGUAGAUACAUAUGAUGCUUCCACUGGACAAACAUUUCAUUUACGGGCUAUGUUAAUGUGGACUAUAAAUGAUUUUCCUGCUUAUGGAAAUUUAUCUGGAUGGAGCACUAAAGGAAAGUAUGCAUGUCCAUGUUGUGCUGAAAAUACACAUUCUAAGUGGUUGUACAAUGGUAGAAAAUAUUGUUAUAUGGGUCAUCGUCGAUGGUUACCCGAGGAUCAUACUUUUCGAUAUCAAAAAUAUUACUUUGAUGGUAGUGAGGAGCUAAGAAUGGCACCUGAAAUAGCAAGUGGAAGCAAUGUACUAGGACAAUUAGAAUCUGUGAAAGUCACUUUAGGAAAGCUUCCAAAUGAAGAAGGCAAAUUUAUGAACAAUCGAAAGAAAAAUAAAAAAGGCAAAAGAAAACGAAAAAGACAAGUACUGGAUGAGAUUGGAGAGUCACAUGAGCAAGAUUUAGGCACAAUGAGUGAAGCACGUUGUGAUGCUAUGAAGUGGUGGAAGAAAAAAAGUAUAUUUUUCACUUUACCUUAUUGGGAGCAUAACUUGAUACGUCACAAUCUGGAUGUGAUGCAUAUAGAGAAAAAUGUGUUUGAUAAUUUUAUUGGAACUUUCUUGAAUCUUGAUAAGAAAUCAAAAGAUAAUCUUCAGGCCCGUCUAGACUUGAUAGAUUUGGGUAUUAGACCUGAGCUCCACCCUCAAAUUCUUGCUAAUGGUAAGAGAAGACUACCUCCAGCUUGCUUUACGAUGUCAAUGGAUGAGAAAAGAACUCUUUGUCAAGUUCUCAAAGAUUUGAAAAUGCCCGACAGUUAUGCUUCAAAUAUUUCUAGAUGUGUAAAUCUCAAAGAAUGCAAAAUUACCGGACUUAAAAGUCAUGAUUGUCAUAUUUUAGUUGAAGAUAUUCUUCCACUUGCAUUACGGGCAUGUAGUCCUUCCAAUCAAGUUACUUUUGUAGUAACUGAGGUGGCGAACUUUUUUAAGGCAAUAUGCUCUAAAGUGUUAGAUGUUGAUGAAUUGGACAAAAUUCAAAAUCGCAUCGUAUUGACACUUUGUCAUAUGGAGAGAAUUUUUCUUCCAUCAUUCUUCACUAUCAUGGUACAUUUAUGUGUUCAUUUGGUAGAUGAGAUAAAACUUGGAGGCCCCGUACAAUAUAGGUGGAUGUAUCCUCAAGAGAGGUUCUUUGUUCGCUUAAAAUCAUAUGUUCGCAAUAGAGCUCAUCCUGAAGGAUCAAUUGCUGAAGGGUAUAUAGCUGAAGAGUGUUUAACGUUUUGUUCAAGAUAUUUAGAUGGAGUUGAAACAAGGUUCAAUAGACCUGUGAGAAAUCCUGACCCACUUACAAAUGAAGUACAACGAUUGUACUUGUUCUCAAGCGCGGGUCGAGCUAUAGGAAAAGUUGAAGAUAUUGUCUUGGAUGAUAAAUCAUGGGUCCAAGCACAUCGUUAUGUAUUACGUCAUUGCGAUGAAAUACAGGGAUUUCGUCAACAAUUCAUUGAUAUGGAAAAAAGAAAACGUCGCCGACAUACUCACUUAACCGCACAAGAAAUAGAAAAUUUAGUGAAUGAAAAAUUUCAUGAAUGGUUUGACAAGCAGGUUAUGAAAGCGGAUGAUUCAGCUAUUUCCGAAAAAGUUGCAACGCUUGGUAGGGGUCCUAAUAAAGUAGCUAAGCGAUUUUCAGGAUUUAUCAUCAAUGGAUUUCGAUAUCAUACGAUAUCUCGUGAGGAGAAUAUGUUGACACAAAAUAGUGGUGUGGUUAACACAUCAGAGAUAGAUGGUGUGAAUUACUAUGGCAGGCUUCGCGAUAUUAUUGAAUUAAAUUACUAUGGUAGUUUUAAGGUUGUCUUAUUUAAAUGCGAUUGGGUAGAUGUCCAUCACAGUUCGGGAAUCAAGCAAGAUGAAUUUGGGUUCACCUCUGUAAACUUUUCUCGUUUAAUACACACAGGUGAAAAGUUGGAACAUGAUCCGUAUGUAUUUUCAUCUCAAGUUGAGCAAGUAUUUUAUGUACAAGAUCCACAUCACCAGAAUUGGUUUUCGGUUGUAAAGUUUAAACCAAGGGAU
This is a messenger RNA of Ananas comosus (pineapple), 3771 nucleotides long. RefSeq lists its product as uncharacterized. The record is from RefSeq and is a predicted model, not a curated record. Lineage: Eukaryota; Viridiplantae; Streptophyta; Magnoliopsida; Poales; Bromeliaceae.